AUGUCAACACCAACAAGUCCCACAGAUACGCGGCAUCCAUUAUCAAGAUCUAUCUCGCAACAAAAUGAUGGGCUGGCCGAAAGUUUUCAGUCUACGGACACAAUACGACGGAGACCAGAUAGUGCAGGAGGAUAUGGGACUAUUCAAUCAACUCCUCAGGCUCCACAACUUGUCGACGGCCAUAGAAAUAGCGAAUCGUCCAUGACCGGCGAGCGACCCCAGCCUGUCAGUUUAGAGUCUUCACGAUCAUUUCAGCCGGCCAGAUCUCCCAUGCUAGGACCUUCCGACCGCGGUCGAGCAGGUCAGCGACCAAAGAAGCCUCCUAUGCCGCGUAGAGCUUCAUCAAACGUACAAGCGCCUCAUAGAGGGCAAGAAUUCUCGGUAGAUGAUGAUGUGACGGAGAUGGAAGAAGAAAUGAACAAGCAACAGGCGGGACUUGGAAUUGGGGGUAUUGCAUCUGGGUUUGGACCUUCUAGACUUGGUCCUGGAACCGUGAGGAGACGACCUGCUCCAACUCAACCAACUUUACCAAGACUAGAUUCUUCCCACGAAGAAGAAGCUGAAGCGGAGGCUGAAGCUGAAGCGGCGGCUUCCACCAGUGGUGAGAGGACAAAAGACGAUCAAAUGACUAUAUCGGGCGAAGACACUUUGCAGGAAGAAGAUGGUAUCGCAGAGGUGGAGGAGGAGGACGAAGAUUCCCUGAGUGAUGCGGAAAGUUUCACACUCAAGGAUCGUCAACAGGCAAUAAACCAAACCCAUCCUUUCGGUAUAAGAAUCUGGAAGCCUGCACUGUAUAAAAAGAACCGUUCAGUUCAGAAGACAGCAGAAGGCGAUAUUCAUUCAUCUCCUGGUGGUCGCGUCAACAAGUGGCUGAUAUUCUUUAACAUUAUCUGGACACUAGUUUUUGGUUGGUGGCUGGCACUUGCAGCAUUGACUGGAGCAUUGGUAUGUUUCAUCUUCGGAGCAGCGCCGAGUGCUAUUGCAUAUGGUCGCGUACUCUUAGAUCUGGCUGGCUAUCUUUUCUAUCCUUUUGGAAAAUUCGUUCGACUCGAGCAAGACGAAGCUUAUGCUCACGAAGAUGAAGGAGAGGGCCGUACCAUCACGGAAUACGAACAAUGGCAAAGUGGAGAUAUUGAGGAUGGGAGACUUUUUUUUGGGCCUCAUCAUCCACGAUCAAUCGUAGGCCGAUCAAGGAGAAGCAUUGACUCGUUUGGUGGUAGCGAGACGGAUAGUUUACUCGGUCGUUUAAGACGCGGUACUCAUCGAGAAGAUUCAGCACGCCCCAACAAAAGAAGACUUUUUGGAAGGGGUCAGUGGAAUACUGGACGAGUUAUCUUCUUUCUAUUCUUUUACGGACUGAUCACGCCACUACUUUUUAUCGCCUCUGGUAUUUGCUGGUUCCUUGUCUUUUGGAUCCCCAUGGGUAAGGUUACAAUGCUACUGUUUGACCAUCUACGUCGACAUCCUUUAGCUUUGUCUUUCCAAUCAGAUUCAGCAUAUUCUCGUGGAUCUAUUCCAAAUUCUUCGAUCCUCGUCUGCACAUAUCGCGCCGUGGGCAGCAAGUACUGGAAAUAUACAGUAGACGGGACCAACAUUUUCUUGAUAAAUCUCAUGGCUGUCGUUUUGUUUGUCAUCUUUGACUAUUGGGUUCUUCUGGAGAUGCUUCAUAUGAAAAUCACAAUCACUCACCCGGCAUUCUUGUUUACUAUGGCCCUACUCUCCAUUAUCCCUCUUGCAUACUUCAUAGGACAAGCUGUAGCUUCUAUUUCUGCUCAAUCCUCUAUGGGACUCGGCGCUGCGAUCAAUGCUUUCUUCUCUACGUUGGUAGAGGUAUUUUUGUAUUGCAUCGCUUUGAAUCAAGGUAAAGGGCAGCUUGUUGAAGGAAGUAUCAUCGGUAGUAUUUUCGCUGGUAUCUUGUUCUUGCCUGGUUUAUCCAUGUGUUUUGGUGCCAUCAAGAGGAAAACUCAACGUUUCAAUGUUAAGUCUGCUGGUGUGACUUCGACGAUGCUACUGUUUGCUGUCAUUGCCGCAUUUGGUCCUACUCUGUUCUAUCAAAUAUACGGAACCCACGAACUCAAUUGUCUCUCAUGCACUGACACGUAUGAGUCAACAAGUCGUGAUUGCCGUCGUUGUUAUUUUUCACAAUCGCCGGCAUUGAACGACAGAUUUUACCUGGAAGCUGUCCGCCCAUACUGCUGGUUUGCCGCCGUGCUUUUAUUCCUUUCGUAUGUCAUUGGACUAUGGUUUACUCUUCGAACUCAUGCGGCUGUCAUAUGGAAUAAUGAAUCAGAAGAUAAGCAAAAGCCGGAAGUCAAUACUACUAAUAUCCAACAACCUUCAGUUGGCGCCCCACAAACCCGCGCGCAAAGACACGCUCAGGCUGCUUCCGAUUCUGGUGGAAAUGAAAUUCGGGACUCUCAACUAUAUAAACGCAUCCUUGGCCAGUCCUUAAAGCAAGCCGGCAUCAACCCUAAGGAUUGCACUCCCGAAGACGUUAAUCAGAAUGGUUCAGUACAGACACCUCAUUUAGUUCCACCCAAGAGCGCUGCAGGAGACAGUACAAAAUCUGAUUUUCAAAUACCGGGAUUUACUGAGGCUCAAAAUACGACAUUUGUUCGCGAAGUAGCUGAAAUGGCUGCAACCGCUGCUACAAUUGCUGCUCGAGAUGCAGCCCGACCACCUCAUCGAAAGGCAUCUACUACUCACGCGCACAAGCUGCCUCCUUUGAGAACAACCGCUGUGCAUACGGAGCCUGAAGAGGCUGUUAACGCAGAGGCCCAUGCUACAAGUGGUGGUCAUGAUGCGCCAAAUUGGAGCCGAAUGAAGAGUUCGGUGAUUUUGUGUGGUGCUACUGUUCUUUAUGCUCUUAUUGCAGAGAUCCUAGUCAAUACAGUCGAUGUCGUUCUUUCAAAUGUAGCAAUUGACGAGAAGUUCCUCGGUAUCACAUUAUUCGCACUUGUUCCGAAUACAACCGAGUUUCUUAACGCCAUUUCAUUUGCGAUGAAUGGCAACAUCGCUUUGUCUAUGGAGAUCGGAUCUGCUUAUGCACUCCAAGUGUGUCUACUACAGAUUCCGGCUCUGGUUUUGUUUAGUGCCAUCAAUGGCCAAUGGUUAGAAGGAUCCGAACUCGUCGAUAAAUCUUUCAGCCUCAUUUUUCCACAGUGGGAUAUGGUGACGGUCAUCCUUUGUGUAUUCUUGCUAAGUUACAUGUAUGGUGAGGGAAAGAGCAACUAUUUCAAAGGUUCUAUUCUUCUUCUUAGUUAUCUAGUUGUCAUUGUCGGCUUCUGGUUCUCGGGAAUGACGGAUCUUGAAGCUAUGGGUGCAAGCCGUUUUGAUAUUAUGGAAUCAGGAGGCAGUUUCAAAACUAUCGGGAGAGGCAAGUCAGGACAUGCUUUUCAACAAUAA
Botrytis byssoidea is the source of this 3405-nucleotide messenger RNA. RefSeq lists its product as uncharacterized. Gene Ontology annotation, molecular function: calcium:proton antiporter activity. Gene Ontology annotation, biological process: intracellular calcium ion homeostasis; calcium ion transmembrane transport. Bases 1 to 3405 code for a protein of 1134 amino acids. The record is from RefSeq and is a predicted model, not a curated record. Gene Ontology annotation, cellular component: endomembrane system; membrane. The transcript is spliced from 4 exons. NCBI's taxonomy places the organism in Eukaryota, Fungi, Ascomycota, Leotiomycetes, Helotiales, Sclerotiniaceae.